CAAACUGUAUUUCGAAACCGCAAGGUCCGCAACUUACUGAAAUCCCUGUCCGACCGUGAACCUCAAACUCCCAGCACUGCUUGCUUGCUGGGCGGCUGCAAUGUCUCAAACCCUUAUUCCAACUCCCCCUACUCCGUCACCGUCUUCUUCUUCCUCUUCUUCAUUAUUCUCAAACCUAACAAUUCCACAGUCAUCCCUUCAUUCCAAGCUCCGAAUAUCACAACCCACCCGCGUAAGACCCAUCCGAAGCCGACAACCCAGAUUACUUUCAAGUAGAAACAGUGGCCCCACUGACAAUCCCAGAUGGUCGCUCAGCGGGAUGACCGCCCUCGUUACCGGCGGCACUCGCGGAAUGGGGCAUGCGAUUGUGGAGGAACUGGCGGGCCUUGGGGCGACAGUGCAUACGUGUUGUAGGAAUUCAAGUGAGCUGGAUGUGUGCUUGAGGGAAUGGGAUAAUUUGGGUUUUGGGGUAACUGGGUCAGUCUGUGAUGUGUCAGUUCGAGUUCAGAGAGAGGAGCUCGUGGGGACUGUGUCUUCCGUGUUUGAUGGGAAGCUCAACAUCCUCAUAAAUAAUGUUGGGACAAACAUAAGGAAACCAAUGGUGGAUUUCACAGCUGAGGAAUUCUCUACUCUCAUGUCGACCAACUUCGAGUCUGUUUUCCAUAUAUCCCAACUUGCUUAUCAACCUUUGAAAGCAUCGGGAUUUGGUAGCAUUGUAUUCACGUCCUCUGUAACGGGUUUUCUCUCACUGAAGUCUAUGUCUGUUCAGGGUGCAACAAAAGGAGCAAUCAAUCAACUCACUAAAAGUCUGGCUUGUGAGUGGGCGAAAGAUAAUAUAAGAAGUAAUGCUGUGGCGCCUUGGUACAUCAGAACCUCAAUGGUGGAGCAGGUACUUAGCAACAAAGAAUUCCUAGAAGAGGUGUAUUCUCGAACUCCUCUUGGGCGUCUUGGAGAUCCAAAGGAGGUUUCGUCUCUUGUGGCAUUCCUUUGCUUACCUGCAUCAUCCUAUAUCACUGGCCAGAUUAUUUGUGUUGAUGGAGGGAUGUCUGUCAAUGGUUUCUACCCAAGACAUGGCUAGAAGAGCCAACUUAACCAUUAUGUUGAUUUAUGUUCUCAGAGAUGAGAUGAGAUGAGAUGAGAUGAGUUGAGAUAAGUUAAAUAAAAUAUUAUUAGAAUAUAUUAUUUUUGUAUUGGGAUUUGAAAAAGUUGUAUUGGGAUUUUAUUUUGUAUGAGGAUUUAAAAAUGUUGUAAUGAUUAAGAUGAGAUGAGAUGAAAGUUUUGUGAAAACAAACUAGGCCUUAAUUGACCCCAGCAA
This is a messenger RNA of Carya illinoinensis, 1315 nucleotides long. RefSeq names its product tropinone reductase homolog At5g06060-like. Bases 101 to 1078 code for a protein of 325 amino acids. NCBI's taxonomy places the organism in Eukaryota, Viridiplantae, Streptophyta, Magnoliopsida, Fagales, Juglandaceae. Gene Ontology annotation, molecular function: oxidoreductase activity. The transcript is spliced from 5 exons. The record is from RefSeq and is a predicted model, not a curated record.